Messenger RNA from Pieris macdunnoughi, 717 nucleotides. The record is from the annotation of a GenBank genome assembly. Lineage: Eukaryota; Metazoa; Arthropoda; Insecta; Lepidoptera; Pieridae.
AUGCAAAGUAGAAACGAUUCACUUUCUGUCCUAGGCCCCACAAUAAGCGGGUCUCCAGCAGUACUGCUAACACCAGGAAGAACGAGAAAUAUCGCUCAAGAUAUGGAAGCUCUAAGGUUAUCAAGGCAAGAUAACCCGUAUUUACAGCAGGUUAUGGCAAGCAGAGAGAGUCUAAUAGAAAGUCAUCAUGAUGAAUGUGAAUCAGAUGAUACUAUUUUAAUGUCACAGGAAUUUGGUAGUGCACCUCUUGAUUUUGUAGAAGAUGAUCCUCUGACAUUGAAAGAGGUUCAUGAACAUAUGAUAAGAUCACCACCUCCUACCAGUUGUUGGCCACAAGAUAAUCUGUCUAACCGAGCGUCCAGUGCGUUUGAUUUCGGAGCGGACAGUCCAGUCUCAUAUAGUGCUUAUUCAGUCAAUUCUCAAGAAAAGGAGCUUCUCGGAUCCAGGUCUCCACGUCGUGGCACCCGGUGUGAUGAGACGAAAAACAAUAAUACCAGUAGACCUCGAUCUUCAAGAUCCGUAUCACCGCGAGCUCAUGAUAUAACGCUUUGUGGAAGACCACUGUCGUUACCAGGUGAAACCCACCUGCGUACAGCAUUAAAUAAAAAGCAGAAUCAGCAAGAUAGAUUUUCGAUUCUCCAACCACGCCCUAUUCGGAGACCGCACACCAAACGAUCAGAUGAUAGUGUCCAACUAGUGCCGGACUGCGAUAAGUAA